ACCUAAUUCAAACAUGUCGCGGACCGAACGGCCAGUCUUCGACUCGGUGGCGUGAGAGACGGUUGUUUUGUUACGCUUCUAAAUGCGCCUUAUUCGCGUGAACAUCUCGAAAUACGACAUUCGCGCCUCUCUGGAAACCUUCUCCAAAUACCCAUGCGUGCUCCUUCUCGAAUAAAUACAUAGUAACCCAAAUAAGUGUUCUACAUUACAAAUCUACUCCCAAUCAUUUGGAAUAUAUAUAUUUUUUUCAAACAGAUUAUUAUGUUAAAUAAGUGCCUUUUCUUCGCAAUAUGUGGGUUUUGCAACAUAAUAAGCAUUCAAGCUCAUCCCGUGACUAUAAACGCGGAAAUAGAAAUAGUAACGGAAAGAGAAAACCUCCGUCGGACAGAUGACGAAUUCCGCGACGACUGGGAUUUUGACAAGCUAGAACACAACCAAGUCCCAGUAUUAACUUCGAUAAUUAGGAACCACACCCUUCCACCGACUGCCAAUGGCACUGCUAGAUUGCUAUGGGAGCUGGAUCAAGAAAAAUCCACGCACUUGCCUCAAUUCGUGGACAAGGCCCUGAAACUUCUAAAUCUGAAGCAAGUUGCUUUCGAAAUUGAGAAUUCGGUCAUGUCGAAAGUUUCAUGCACAGCAUGUAGAGCAGGCGCCGGUCUCCUCCAACAUUACACGCGCAUUGGAAAAUCAGACAAAGAGAUUAAGAAGACGAUCUACCAGUUUUGCGUCAAUUUGAAAAUUCAAUCACCCAGAGUAUGUGAAGGUAUAACGGAGCUCUUUGCUGGCGAAGUUAUCUACGUCUUGAGCAAAGUCAAAAUUGGGCCAGACGAAAUCUGCAGCUUCGUCAUCGGAGAUGCUUGCGGGGAUAUAUACAACCCUUACCACGAGUGGGAAGUGAUGUUCCCACCAGUGACGAAACCUACUGUUGUCGAUCCCAAAGUACCAGAGGUUAACGCCCCCAGCUUCAAAGUACUCCACCUGUCCGACACGCAUUACGACCCCUACUACAUAGAGGGUGGAAACGCGGACUGUUCAGAACCCCUCUGCUGCAGACUGACCAACGGGCCAGCUGCUACCAAAGAUAAAGCUGCUGGAAAGUGGGGAGAUUACAGGAAAUGCGACACUCCCAAGAUCACUGUGGACAAUAUGUUGCAACAUAUCCAAGAAACCCACCCGGAUAUCGAUUAUAUAAUUUGGACGGGAGAUUUACCACCACACGACAUUUGGAACCAGACGAGAGAAGAGAAUCUGAAGAUACUGAAGGACACUGUAAAACAGAUGUCCGACAUGUUCCCUGGAGCCCCCAUAUUCCCAGCUCUCGGUAACCACGAAUCGGCACCAGUAAACAGUUUUCCUCCACCAUUCGUAGACAGUCCUGACAGCUCCAUAGCUUGGCUCUACGACGAGCUGGAUGUCCAAUGGAGGAAAUGGCUGCCGAGCUCCGUCAGCAAUACCGUCAGAAGAGGCGCCUUCUACUCUGUGCUGGUCAGACCUGGCUUCAGGCUGAUCUCUCUCAACAUGAACUACUGCAACAACAAAAAUUGGUGGCUCUUGUUGAACAGUACGGAUCCUGCCACGGAACUACAGUGGUUCAUCUACGAGUUGCAGUCGGCCGAGUUUAAUGGAGAAAAAGUACACGUUAUAGGUCAUAUUCCUCCGGGACAUUCUGACUGCCUGAAGGUUUGGUCCAGGAAUUACUAUGCCAUCAUAAACAGAUAUGAAUCGACGAUUACAGCCCAGUUCUUCGGACAUACGCAUUAUGAUGAAUUUGAAGUUUUUUAUGACCACAAAGAUAUCAGCAGACCUAUAAGUAUAGCCUAUGUCGGACCGUCGGUGACUCCAUACUAUGAUCUUAAUCCAGGAUACAGGAUUUACUAUGUAGAUGGCGAUCAUGACAAAUCUACUAGGGCAAUCGUCGACCAUGAAUCGUGGACGAUGAAUCUAAGAGAAGCAAAUCUGUAUGGGUAUCCCAUAUGGUACAAGUUGUACUCCGCCAGAAAAGCGUUUGGUUUAGAUGCCCUGAGACCUCAGGACUGGCAUGACCUAGUGGAAAAAAUGGCAAACGAUCAUAAACUCUUCGAACUAUUUUUCGAGUAUUAUUAUAAGGCUAGCCCUGUGCGACCAGCAUGUGACAUGGCGUGCAAGAAAAAAAUACUGUGCGAUCUCCGUUCGGGAAGAUCACAUGACAGAAAAAACCUCUGCGAGACCAUAGAAUCCAGGAUAGAUUCCUCCGGCAGUACAACGUGGAAAGAGUGGUUAUACAAUACGAUAUCGGUGUCCCAGGUGUAAGGUGUCAAACACAGCUUCACACACAAACUAAAAGUAAAUCGGAUGUCCGUCAUUAUGUCAAUCCCUAGGUUAACAAUUCAACUACCAAAAUACGUUUUGGGCCUCGGGUAGAAGUAACAGGACUUCUACCAGAUCAUCUGAUCCUGUUUGGAAUCAUUUUUAGUCCAUGUAACUUUAGUUUAUAAAGGCGGAUCUCCACUAAGUUUAUAAUAUUCUUGUAAUAUCGAUUUUAAAUUGUCGAUCAAGAUUCUGCUUCUACAACUGAACUUAUGUAGUUAGCAUUUCAUUUGGUUGAAUUCAACAAGUGGUGGAGAAUUGCCUUGAACAACCAAGAAUCUCGAUAUAAUUUUGAAUAUUGUGCAUGUUAGUUUAUGGUACUUUAAUUUAUAAUAUUAUGUUUAUUAUUAGAAAUGUGUAUAAUGUGUUUUAGAUAAUUGAAAGUUAUAUUGUAAGUAAGUUAUUAUAAUUUAAGUUAUUAUUGUUAAAUAUCCCGCAAAAUAACCAUUCCUUGAACAAAAAAAGUUUUUUUGGGUUAUUUUUUUAAAUGUUUCUCAUACGAUUUAAUUAUUUUUAUGGGGUAAAUGAUUAGCAUAUAUGUAAAUAAGGCUGUGUAUUUCUGAUGUAUGAAUCAAAAUACCAACAAUUAAAUGUAAUUACUAUCUGUAAUACUAAUUUACUUCCAUUCUCUAACAUAUUGUAGAUAAAUUUUGUUAAAAGGAUGUUAGGAUCGAACACUAGAUAUGUGACUAACUUAUACUGCAAUGGUGCUGUCAAUUUUUAUAUGUAAAUGUACAAAGUGAUUUAUAUUUAUAUAAUAAAAAGUUUGAAGGA
This is a messenger RNA of Anoplophora glabripennis (Asian longhorned beetle), 3120 nucleotides long. Its product is annotated as sphingomyelin phosphodiesterase. The coding region runs from base 262 to 2289 and encodes 675 amino acids. The record is from RefSeq and is a predicted model, not a curated record. Gene Ontology annotation, biological process: sphingomyelin catabolic process; ceramide biosynthetic process. Gene Ontology annotation, molecular function: acid sphingomyelin phosphodiesterase activity. NCBI's taxonomy places the organism in Eukaryota, Metazoa, Arthropoda, Insecta, Coleoptera, Cerambycidae. Gene Ontology annotation, cellular component: lysosome. The transcript is spliced from 17 exons.